AUGGAAAAAUGUUUCAGUGAUAUGAUUCAUAGAAAUAAAUAAAGAACAUGCAAUGAUAAUUGGUUUAUCACCCUUUAUUGAUUUGAGAAUAUAAUACAUGACAGUGGGAAAGACACUACAGACAAAAAGGCACUCUAUAGUGAUUUUCUUGUGCAUGUUUCUAGUCCUUCCCAAUGCAUUCUUGCUUGCUAGGAUCCUGAUAAGUCUUCAUUAUCAUGAGUUAAUAAUUAGUAAAUAAUAUAGUUUUAGCCUUAACUCAUGAUAAAUAGACUUAUAUUUGUGUUAAAGUGUGAAAUGUGGUUUUCAGUUGAUUAACGUGAAUUUUUGGGUAAUUAUGUGAUUUUAUACGAUUUUUAUAGUCUUACUUUUGAGAUAAAUAAAGAAAAAGAAAUAAAACUAAAAUAUUGCAAAAUGGGGGACCCGCCGGCCAGCCGGGCCCGCAAGCGGGUCGGAAGCUCAGUCGAGGAGUAGCCACGAGCAGGGGCUCGAGCAGCUUGGACUGAUAGGGGCACGUGUGCGCCACUCCCCUUCCACAUCACCGGUGGCCAACCGGCUGUGGGGCAAGGAGUGGUCGUACAUGCGAGAGAAGGGACUUUGCUUAGAAAGCUAAUAUUACUAUAUAUUCGCCUGAAAAAUUGGCGCACAACCGAUGUGGAACUAAACCCGCGUCACACCUUCCUCAGAAGGGGCAGACAACCGGUGCGGGUUCGAAUCCUUCUAGAGUCAAAAUUCAUAUAUUUUUAUCUGAUUAUCAUGACUUUCCUGCAGAUCGCCGGUGAAGGAUUAAGCAACCAGAAUCGCUGGAUCAUCGGCGAAAAUCUCGUCAACGCGAUUCGCGGAGCAUUGCUACAAAAAUUGUUGAACGAUUCGCGAUAAAAGGAUCACAAAUCCAUCGAGUAAAUCAUCUCCGAUUGAUCGACGAACAAGCCAUUGUCGGGAAGAGGACGAUCCGCCAGGAGAUGAGUCGCCACCUCCUGAGAGCGUACCAGAUGCGAUGAAGAGCCUCCUCUUGCUACGCGGACCUGAGGAUGAAGCUCCCUAACACGCGCCCCACCUCUAUCCAACUCCUCUUCGUCAGGUGAUAGCCGUCGGAGAGCUGCAAAGUCGCCAUUUUUCCGCUCCGCCAGGUGACAGCCGCCGGAGACGACUCGACGACCCAUUUCAUUAAUCUCUAGACUUUGCGAGAAGAUCUAGAGAUUGCUCACGUCGUCUUUGUCCAAGGAGAGCCUUCGAGGCCGUGGACACUGCAUGACGAUCCUCCCAAACGCUCAGGAUUCCGGUGCAUCGCUGACGCAUCGCCGUCGCGACGCCGGAACUUUGUUUUCCUACUUUCAAUUUAAUUUACGCUUCAUUUAG
Messenger RNA from Spirodela intermedia, 1356 nucleotides. NCBI's taxonomy places the organism in Eukaryota, Viridiplantae, Streptophyta, Magnoliopsida, Alismatales, Araceae. The record is from the annotation of a GenBank genome assembly.